CAAAAUCGUGUCUAUGGACGCUCGACACGAACUAGCAGUUUCCCAGCAGCAGUCUGUUGCCGCAUUUGCUGUGGCGAGUUGAUUUGACAGUACAUUACAAACAGUUAUCGUGAAAAUGAUGUGAAUGAAGUGUUUUUAAAAUAAAUUGUGACUGAAAUUCAUGUUGAAUCUUUACUUUAGUUGCUGGUGAUUGCAGUGGAGUGUAUAAUUGUGAUUUUAUGUGAACGCUACUGUGUUAAAUAGUGACCUAAAGUGGAACAAGGUGCGAUUAUUUCAAGUUCGCCGGCUUAUCAUGUUGUGGAAAUGGUGCUUGAUCUAAAGAGAUGCCUACGCUGCAGACUGGUGGGGUUGGAGCAGCUCUAUGCUGAGGAAAAGUUUUAAUAUCGAGUUCAGUGGAAUUUGAAAUUCAGAAGCACUACAGUCUGCUGUUUUGUGUGUUCGAUAUUCGAAAUGCUCGAUCGCGAUUGGUCCGUGUGCGCGACGCGAUUGUGAUAAGUGAUGUGCAGUGUCGAUAGUGGAUAUCGAUAGUCAGGAUGGCGACGAUGGAUCUCACAAACGAAGUGGUCCGGUUACGGGCUGAACUGGAGAAAGUCUCGCAGGAGCGCGACAUGUUGCUAUGUGAAGUCUCCAAUUUACGUCGGGAAUUGGAGCUGAGCGAGUUGAAGCAUUUACAGGAUGACAGCUUCUCCCAGAAGGUGGACGAGGAAGAGUCCAGCGGCGGCGUGGCUCUCCAUCCACCAGACGCGUUCUACUCGCAUCAGCACUCACUGCACAGCCAUCAUGGGCACCCGGAACCCGACCGGGGGUACAUGGACGGCAACAGAUACGUCACCGCUGUCCAUCGAACUAUGCCAGCAUUGAACCACUCGAACUCGUCAUGCUCCUCAGCCUCGAACGCGUCCACGGGCGCGGGUCUUUGCGCGGUUGCGCAAGAACCUCCCCCACCCCUGUACAUCGCCGCGCCACCAGAGGGGUUCGGAUUGGCAGUGCAUACCAACAGGCGUGGUACAGACGUAUCCAUCAUUGGGACUACUGGAAUAUCGCAAAAAGAUUCGAGCUUGCCCCAAAAACGUGGCAAAUUGAUUAGAGGUCGUUAUGAAAUGUCACAAGACCUCUUGGACAAGCAAGUGGAGAUCCUCGAGAGGCGGUACGGCGGCCUCCGAGCGCGCCGGGCAGCCGUUACCAUCCAGAGGGCGUUCAGGAGACGUCAGCUGCUGAAGAAGUUCAGCGCCAUCACAGCUAUGGCCAAAGCCGCGGACUCGACAGCGAGGAGGAUGCAGGAUGGCCCCGAUCACGUUCAACUAGUCAAUGGUACAGAUAUAUACGCAAAUACGUUACUCCAGAAAAGUCCGGCGGGUACGGAGAAGAUGCUUGCCUUAACUCGCCCCAUGCGGUCCAUGUCGCUCAGGGAGCGCCACGAUAUGGACAUGAUCAACCACCUUCAAGAUCAGAGUGAGGUAGAAGCGAUGGUCGCAAGAGUUCAGCAAUCUGCUCAUCAGAUACAUAUGAUAGCUUCCGAUAUGCCGCCCCAUCAUCGAGGCGACGCCGACAGCGGGGUGUGCAGUUGCUCAGUGAGUGGUUCCGUUACCAACAUAUCAACGUCCUCGUCGCACAAUGAAUCUCUACACAACCACCAAUUGUUGAAUAAUACAGGUCCUAUUUACGGGAACCUGUUAUCUUCCGGUGGGAAGCCCUUAUCGUCGCCUACUGCUCGACAACAGCAACAACUAGCCGCGAUACAAGCUGCCAAUGCGCGUCGUUUACCGCCCGAAGUGCCAAAGAGAACUAGCAGUAUCACGCUCAAUGCGGAGAGUCCAGUUUCGCUCCGUCGCGCGGAAUGCGGCGGCGCUGUAGUGCGGGGCGGGUCGAUGUCCUCCGUGCAAUCGUCAUCGUCUUCGUCAUCGCAAGAGCAUCGCCAUCACUAUCAUCAGCCUUACCAACCUAGGGCACCGGAACCGCACGUCCACAUCCCAGAGCAGCACUACCAAGCCCACCAGCGGGCCGCGUCCGGCCCCGCGCUAUACGAGCCGGCCGGCAACAACUACUCCGUGUGGAAGCGGCAGGACGCGCCCCCCUACUACGACGCCCCGCCCCCGCCCCCCGCCGCCUGCUGCCGCCCACAGCCCCACCACCCGCCGCUCAAGGUGUCCGAAACGGUCCGCAAGCGGCAAUACCGCGUUGGCUUAAACUUAUUCAACAAGAAGCCAGAACGUGGCAUAGCGUACCUGAUAGCUCGAGGGUUCCUGGAGAACUCCCCUAGAGGGGUUGCACGGUUUCUCAUCACCAGGAAGGGGCUGAGCAAGCAGAUGAUCGGAGAAUACCUGGGCAACCUGCAGAACCCGUUCAAUAUGGCCGUGCUAGAAUGCUUUGUCAACGAGCUGGACCUUUCCGGAAUGGCGGUAGACGUGGCCCUGCGUAGAUACCAAGCUCACUUCCGAUUACCGGGCGAGGCUCAGAAGAUAGAACGAUUAGUGGAAGCGUUCGCGAGACGAUACUGCGUGUGCAACACGGAUUUCGUGCAGCGUUUACGUACUCAAGACACGAUAUUCGUGUUAGCGUUCGCGAUAAUAAUGCUGAACACAGACCUACACACACCGAACUUGAAGCCCGAAGCCCGAAUGUCACUAGACGAUUUCGUACGAAACUUGCGAGGCAUAGACGACUGCGGCGACAUCGACCGAGACAUGCUGGCCGGCAUCUACGACCGAGUUAAAUCGAGCGAAUUCCGUCCGGGAAGCGACCAUGUUACCCAGGUGAUGAAAGUGCAAGCUACGAUAGUAGGCAAGAAGCCGCACCUAGCCCUCCCGCAUCGGCGACUAGUCUGCUACUGCAGAUUGUACGAAAUACCUGAUAUACACAAGAAAGAACGCCCUGGAGUACAUCAGAGGGAGGUGUUCCUUUUCAACGACCUGCUGGUGAUAACGAAGAUCUUCAGCAAAAAGAAAUCAUCAGUUACCUACACUUUCCGUCAGUCGUUCCCAUUGUGUGGGAUGAGUGUCAACUUGUUCUCUGUACCACAUUACCCCUUCGGAAUUCGUCUAGCGCGGCGCGUAGACGGCCGUCGCCUAGCAACCUUCAAUGCUCGCAACGAGCACGACCGAUGCAAAUUCGCCGAAGAUCUGCGCGAGAGCAUCGCGGAGAUGGACGAAAUGGAUGCCAUGAGGAUUGAAGGGGAACUGAACAGGGGCAAGGGGCGAGGCGGGGGGAACAAUCGGAACGUCAUGGAGAAUCGCGACAGUGGAGUAGCCGAUGUGGAGAUUGACCACCAACAGUGCAUGGACCACGUGCACGUUCAUGGCGUGGUAGUGCCACCACCACCAUCCGGUCCGGCUCCAUCGGCACCAUCUCGUUUACCACACAAUCCACCACCAACCACCAUUAUCAAGAGAAACGUGCUUUCCAACUCGCUCGUCGACAUCAACGACCCAGUGGCAUUAGCGGCUGAGCGUCUUCAACGGCGAGGGUCCGUGGGUUCCCUGGAUAGCGGCAUGUCGGUAUCCUUCCAGCAGGGCAGCAGGAAUGCACUCCAUGCCACUUCACCUCGCCAUCCGGGCGAACAGAGGUCACCUGGUCGCCUCUUUGGAGGAAUAUUUCCCGGACGGCAACGCAAACUGAGCGCGUCCGGUGUUCCGGACACGAAACACGGACAAGUUGGCAAGAGCACGGAAGUAUAAAUUGGAUACUUUAUAGGAGACACCAAUGAACAUGAUCGUCGGACGCGAUUUCCAAUGUAAAAGGAUCUCAAGGAUCAUACAUAUUUACAUUUACAGUAUAUAAAAAUUGACAGGUUGCUUUGCAACUAAAGUAAUAACGACGGGUUAUAUCAGAGAAAAUGAACAACCAAAGUUGUUCUAAAGUAUGUUAUUUCACGCUAACGAUUGUCGCAAUUAUGACUCCUAAUGCGAAAGUAUAAGGUUCAAAAUACCCAAAGUGUUUAAGUGGGUGACAGUUUGGUGUUACAUUACAUAGACAUUUUCGAGCUGGUUUCGAAAACUGUAACGAAUAAUAAAUUAUUAUAAAUGGACAUUAAAAUUUUCCUUAAAAAAAGGAAAAGAUCUGUUUUUCAAUAUCAGAAGAUUAGCGUUAAAAUGCCAUUCUUAAAAGAGGAUUCUCUAUUGUCUUCCGAUUUAGAGAAAAAGACUUAAAAUACUUAAAAAUAUUCAAACAUUUUAAUUGUGUUUUUUAUGAGUAAUUUAUUAGAUCAUUUUCUCCUUUGAAAAUGGCAUUACUGUAACUAGUAAAUUUGCACUGUGCCAUCUGUGGAUAUUAGGCGAAAAGAAAUCUAAUUAUAUUAUGUUAAAGUGCCAACUAUAAAGCAUUUUUGGUACUUAGGUACAUUGUAGUUACUAAUAGCGUAACUUCACAUUUUCUAAUUAAUUAUGCACGGUAAUUAACCAUAACCAUGAAACAAGGAAAGUCCUUAAAGUCGAUGCUAAACAUCCGUAAACGCAUUUUUAAUAGUUUACAACUCGAAUAAAUCAUUUUGUGCUCCCACACAUAACUGCGAAUUCGCAUCGCAUCGCAAAUAUCUGUGCGUUCGCACGAAUGCACCGCAAGAACUUACGAUCUGAUUCACAUUGCAUAUUUCUGAGAUAUAACUUUACACUUGGUGACGCCAUUUUAGUCAGCUCUGAGACUGUACGAUCGUUUUUGUGGAUACGGUGAUAAUAAACUCAAAAGCUCUUUAAUUGAAGACAUGCUCAUUCUAAAAUAAUCAAAAAAAAAUCUAUUUCUGUUCUCAAACCAUAAUAUUUUCAGCAGCAUCAGCGUUCAUAAUCGUUAUAAAUGGAUGAACCCAAAAUCUUAUUUUUCUUCUAUAUCUAUUUUACAAUAACAGCAGUGCAACAUUUUUUUUGCGUUCCAUGUCACUAUUACUAAAACAUGUCCAAUACGGCUGACUACCGUUGAAGGCAUGGUCAUCCUAACCAAAGCUUUGCUUAACGAAUUCGCAUCCUGCGAUGCGACGUCGCAUCGCAUCGGGUCGCAGUUUUGUGUGGGAGCCCUUUGGUGCUUAUUUUAAAACAAAAAAGGGUGGUAUUAUUUAUUUAUCGAAUUACAAAUGUUAUUCGAGUAAUGUAAACAAAACAAUGCUUAUUUUAGACAAGUUUCUUCUUCUUUUAAUAACAAGGUCAUUGUUUAAGAAAAUUAAUUGUGUACUCUCAUAGUAUAUACGGUAGAACAUACAGUGCUAAAACUAUUACCCUUCAUUGUUUUUUGUAGUCGGGUGAAAAAAUACCGUAUCUUACCUCACAGGACCCAGUAUUUAUUUAGGUUUUUUAUCUCAUUAACCAGAUUUUCAUAUUUAGUAUAUGAAGAACAUUUUCUAAAAGUUCAGUGUAGCAGAGUUGUAGGAAUACUUCCCAAUGGGUUGAAACUUCGUUUGCGUACGUUUAGGGUAAACCCUAACUAGCUCAAUCGAAAACAUUUUGAUAAGGAAAUACUGUGCAAUAUAAAAUGAAUGAACUGCAUUUAACAAAAAUAAACGACUAACAAAAGACCUUUAAUAGGACAAAACUUGGUGAUUAAAUUUGUUUUUUUGAAGUGGUGGGAUUAUGGUCUUUGUGACGUAAACGAAAACAUUGGGUCCACGUUUUUUGGAAGUAGAGUUAUUGUAAGGGUCGGUUUUUGUAGAUGGCAACACUAACUUUGAUAGUAUCCUUAACCAUGUGCACUACGCGGGCAAGGUAUUGUCGAUCGGAAAGGAAAUAAGGGUCUUUUAUGAGAGAUAAAUUGAGAGAGAUGUUUUAUCGAUCGUUCGAUAGUUAAGUACGCAAGCUAAAGACGCGACACUUAAUAUAAUAUUUCAUUCCACGUUACCAGAAACCACAAAGUAUUAAAAAUUACUUUAUAUACAUGCAUAACUAUAUAUUACUUAAAAAAAGAAAGAUUUUAAAUUAUUAAUAAUAAAGAAUUUUCUCUUAGAUUUCAUGAUAAAUUAUUUUUUUCUUAGAAUAAUUGUACAUACGUUUGGUUUAGAUUGCAAUAGGGUAUUAGGUAUCACGUUAUAAAGCACUGUCGAGCAAUACCUACAUAAAUGUCGACACAUAGUUACAUCACAGCAAUGUAGGCUAUAAAUUUAUUACGAAAAAAAAUAUAUAAAAUAAUAAUACGAAUUUAUUCACUAUUGUUGAUGAAUUUUAUUAGCUUUAUAGGCGAUUUGAGAACAUUUUUGAAAUAGACUAAUUACAUUACCCUUGACUUUUUUAAUGUUCUUUGUCUAGUCGACAGAUUAAUAGAAUUCUGUCGUAUGUCCAUGUCAAAUGUUAUUAUAUAAAAGAAAUACCUAAAUCUUCCUUAAAAUGAGUAUAAUUGUUGCCAUUCAACUCGUUAAAAUUAAAAAUUUCGACUGCAUUUGUAAGUCGAUAGGUACUCCUUUAAAAUAUUUAUAUUUCAUACAUAAUAUAAAAAGUCUGAUUUUACUCUUUGACUUUACUACUUAACGUUACCUUGAGGGUAACGCGACUUUAUGCGUUACCCAACUUACCCUCCUUGGAUUUACCAUAACGUAUACCUAAUUAGUUUUAAGUAAAUAAAUGACUCCGGGCCGGUCUUUUUGAAAUGCAAUGCUUUGAUAUUUAUUUCAUGGCAUAAACUAUGACUUACUUAAAUAAUGAUUUGAAAAGGUUUUUAGAGCUUAAAUGUUUUCUGAUAAAAUUCAAAUUUAUGUAACUCAAGAUUAUAAAAUUAGACUGGCACAAAAUAAAAUUGCUGCAAAAGAAUAAAUCUUUUGUUUCCAAUAAUGUAAUGCUAUUAUAAUGAAUUUUAUAAGUAUCCUUUUUUAACUAUAGAAAAUGAGAUAUUUAUCCUUUUCAAUGUAUGUACUCUAUUUGUUCCGUAAGAUUAGGAUGAAAAAGAAAAAUGUACUUUAAUAGACCGGCCAAAGAUUGAAAAUAUAAUGUUGACUAAUUAAAAGUAGCUAACCACUGUUAACUAACUGUAUUUAAGCUUGUUGAUUGUACUGUUUGAUACGUGGGUAGUUAGAGAAUUAAACUGACUUCUUGUCUUCGGGCAAUGCGUUCUAAUCGCGAGCGGGAUCUUUGCUUUUUUAUAAUAUUAUAAAAUUUGCUAUCAAAUUGUAUAACGGAAAACAUACUUUUCUACGUCUUAGAGAAUACUUAUUACUACUUAAAUUUUAUACUAUACUUCAAAUGUUUUGUUUCUUCAUGUGUAUGUAUUCUUUGUCAUUUUCUAUUGUCUUUUUCGCGUUAUUUUUGAAUGUCAAAAGCUUUUUUUAUUUCAAAAUUUUAAUUAUGUUAUUCUUUUAAAGAAAUUGUCUUAAGACUACUAUUUAUCUGUAAAUUAUAUCGCCGUAAUGGACAGUUUCUUUGUCCAAAACUGUUCUGUAUUGAAUCUCCUUUUGAUAUAUCGUUAAUGAUUUCAUGAUUAUAAUUAUUUAUAAGUAUAUUACUUAGCAGCAAUUAAUUUUGGACUUUGUGUACGGAAACGGAAAUGUCUCGGAGUUUAUUUCAGACGCACAUUAUAUAGCCUGUAUCACAUUACUGUGUAUACAGGAUGUUUUUUAAUAUAAAAAAGUCCUUCAGUACAAUAUUAUUUAUAGUUGCUUUAUCGAAAACGAUGCUGUCCUCGAGACUUAACUUUCCAAACAUUUUUUAUAGUUAAUUGGAAUGCAUUGAUUUUUUGUUCUUAGAAGUCUUUUUCUUUUUUUUCUUCGCGUAGAUAAUGUAUGCAAGAAUGCGCGUUUUUUUUUGAAAAUUAGCUCUAAUAAAUAUUGUAAUGCAUGACAAAUGUAAAGGAAUUGAUUCUUGGUUGGAGUUUAAAGUCAGGGCCCACUUAGGUCGGGGUUAACCUAGAUGAAGGUACAUAGAUACAGGCUGAUAUGGUAGUAAGAUAGCGUUGACACACAAGGCAUAUUAUAUAUAGGGGUAAUUGGUUACUUAAGAGGUGAUUCAUGGGUUGGGUUAUACUAAAGGUGGUGGAAAAUGAAACAGCAGUGAAAUAGGAACUUUCAUAGUUUCAACAGUAUAUUUGUAAUCUUAAUUGCAAGUAAAAUUGGCGGUUACCUUUACUUUAACUAAUCGCCUGUUAUUAGGGUAAUACUUUGAUUACCAAUAAAAACAAAAAUAGGAUUCCCACGAGAUUUUAAAACCGAAUCCUAGAGGUUUACCAAAAUAUUAUUUCAAUCAACAAAAAUUUAAUUCUAUAGUACCUCGAAAGUGGAAUAAUUUUACAUCAGGGAGCACCCCGUAUCUAAGGCUGGCGUUGACUAAUAAACUCAACAUUUAAUUAUUGUAGAUUAUGAUAUAUAAUAAAAAAUAAUGUAUCUAAGAUUGGUAGAGUAACUAUUUCGGACUUUAACAUCUAAACCUUAAACUUGAAUUUUUCAUAACAAUGUUUUAAUGCAGUUUCUUUUGUCUACACAAAUAUCAUAUUGUUGAUGAUUUUUCCGAAAUAGAUAAAACUCGUAUAUCGAUCUGGGGCACUACCAAGAACUGUUAUCGCAACGCAUUUUAAGUGUUAGAGAAAGACAACGCUAUACGUCCAAGUGUAUGGCGUCAUCUAGCAUCGAGCGCUUAUUUAGGAUAGCUUUAAGAGUUAAUGGUACAGCUCCUUUAGUAGUUUCUUUUACAAAGAAACUUCAAUAUACUUUGUGUACGUAUUUCAAGCGAAAUGCGUUCUUAUUCCCAGAGGUAUAAAACUUAAUAUGAGUAUUGUUUUGUGAUAAUGGCGUGUUUUAUUUUAAAGUUUGUAGAAAUGUUUGGUUUUUCUUUUAAUGCAGGGGCUUGUAUUACCAUUAUAUAUUAACAUCAAAAUUAUUUUGAAUGAGUUAACUAGAAUGUAAUAUUCUAAUUUAUCACAAUCUUAAAGUUUAUAUAACAAAGCUAUCUUUUGUAAUAAAAUUGAUAAACAUGAUUUGUAAUGCCCCAGCGUUAUUGAAAUAUAGUACUGUAUUAAUACAUAUUACUUUUUUUGAAAUACGCCUAUUAAUAAUUGUACGUGUGAGUUGAUUGAAUAAAUUGCUUUUGUAUAUUUCGCUUGAAGCCAAAGAUGUAUAAUUUUGUGUUCAAUAUGAUGAUCACCAUGACGUCGAUAGCCUUCUAUGUAAAUCGAAGCUUUGAUUUUGAAAUAUAGCGGUUUCAUAACGUUUAUAAAAUAUUAUUCGUAAAUUCUUAAACUAACUCUAUAUUUUGAACUUUGUUUGUGCCUACAAAAUGGUGUUUAUUUUUUGCAAACUUUCUCGCAAGCGCAGGCGAACUACAUAUAACAUAUAAAUUAAACGAAAUUAAUGCAAAACAUAGUCAUAAUGUGACGUGAAUGAAGGUAGCACUUCAAUAUAGCUGGCACUGGAAGCAAUAAAUAAUUAAUCUAUUUCAAAGUAAAAAGUUAAAAAGUAAAGCACGCUAUUAAGAUCGUUGAAAAAUCUAAGUGUAGUAACAAAUGGAAUGCUUCAACAUGCAAGUAGUAGCAAUUAACAGUGCAAAUGAAAGAUUGUCUGUGGUUAUUUGGUGCGCACUUCACAUAUUUAUAGGAGAAAAUCACGAAUAUAACGCCAUUUUGUAGUCUCAGACAAAAAAUAUUGUGUGAAGUGAAGGUACUAUUUCCAUGUCAUUUUAAGUUAAUUCGGAGGGAUUUAGUUUUCUGUAACAUAAAAACUUUACUAACUUAUUCUUAACUUGUAUGUAUAUUGAAGAGUACAUUUCUAAUAUAUAUUAUUAUUAUAUCCUUUAGUUACAUAAUUGUUAUAUAGAAUUUAGUGUAAGCAAUAAACGCAUGAUACGCGUAACUUUAUAUGUUGUAUAAUAUUAUGAUAACAUUGUUGAGAGUUGGUACACCUAAGUCACUUACGAUAGUUUUAUUUAAUUGAAUAUAAAUAAAAACAAUGAAAAUGUAUUUAUUUAUUAAAUAUGAAUUAACAUUCAUGAUGAACUCGGGUUGUUUCAUUUGGAAAAUACUCUUAUAAAUGUAACCUUUUUUGUGUUUUGCAACAAACUUGGAAGGGGUAUCAAAAUAACGAUUUAUUACGGAGAAGAUUUAGUUAAAAGGUCUCGGAUGCUGGUUAAAUCAUCAUCCCUAUUAAUACAGGCGACUGAAAUCACAAGCAAAAAGUCGUCUGAAGUCGAAGCGCAUGGAAGCGAAUUUCAGAAACGUAACAAAGAAAAUUCACCAUUAUCUCCGCAACAUAAUGUACAUAUUCCUUCUGAAAUUAAAACAUUCGACCGAGUUCCUCUGAUUAGCAGCUUUUAAGGAAUAUGUGCAUUACGUUGCGGAGAUAAGGGUGAAUUUGCUAUGUUACUGUUUCCGAAAUGCG
Messenger RNA from Chilo suppressalis (striped riceborer), 10267 nucleotides. The record is from the annotation of a GenBank genome assembly. Lineage: Eukaryota; Metazoa; Arthropoda; Insecta; Lepidoptera; Crambidae.